Austrofundulus limnaeus is the source of this 1538-nucleotide messenger RNA. RefSeq names its product arrestin 3b, retinal (X-arrestin) (gene arr3b). Gene Ontology annotation, biological process: visual perception; signal transduction; G protein-coupled receptor internalization. The transcript is spliced from 16 exons. NCBI's taxonomy places the organism in Eukaryota, Metazoa, Chordata, Actinopteri, Cyprinodontiformes, Rivulidae. The record is from RefSeq and is a predicted model, not a curated record. The coding region runs from base 119 to 1312 and encodes 397 amino acids. Gene Ontology annotation, molecular function: G protein-coupled receptor binding.
CUAUAGCAGAAGGCGGUGACCGGUACUCGCUCUCCAUCAGCAGCGACAGAUUAGAAAAGACGGCAGAGAGAACUGAGGAACUCAAAGCUCGGUGACUGUCUCCAAAACUGCUGUCAUUAUGUCAAAAGUUUUUAAGAAGACCAGUGGGAAUGGAACUAUUGCCCUGUACUUGGGGAGGAGAGACUAUGUAGACCAUGUUGAUGCUGUGGACAUAGUCGAUGGGAUAGUUAAAGUGGAUCCUUCUGGUCUUAAUGGCAGAAAAGUAUUUGUCUACCUCGCUUGUGCCUUCCGUUAUGGAAGUGACGACCUGGACGUCAUCGGUCUGUCCUUCAGGAGAGACAUUUGGAUCAAACACAUUCAGAUUUAUCCCGCCACAAAUGGGAGUGUGACGAAAACGCCAAUGCAGGAAUCCCUCCUGAAAAAAGUUGGCGAGCAGGGAUGUCCCUUCUCCUUCCAGAUGCCAACAAAUCUCCCAUGCUCAGUCUCCUUACAGCCUGGACCAAAUGAUCGUGGAAAGGCUUGUGGAGUGGAUUUUGAAGUUAAAGCAUUUAUUGCCAACGAACCUCACAAUCCAGAUGAAGCUAUCAACAAAAAGGACACGUGCCGUCUGAUAAUUCGUAAGAUACAAUUUGCACCGGCUAACAAAGCCGGACCUAAAGCUGAGAUAUCGAAGCAGUUCAUGAUGAGCGACAAACCAAUUUCCGUGGAGGCCUCUCUUGAGAAAGAGAUUUACUAUCAUGGAGACCCAAUCAAGGUCAUUGUGAAAGUCAACAAUGAAACUGCAAAAAUAAUAAAGAAAAUCAAAAUUUCUGUUGUUCAGCUAGCAAAUGUUGUCCUCUACUCAUCUGACACAUACACCAGGGACGUUUGCGUUGAGGAGUUUGACGAGACUGUGGGUGCAAACUCUACAUUUGAGAAGUCCUUCCAGGUAACUCCCCUACUGGCCAGCAACAAAGACAAGCGAGGCAUCGCUAUAGAUGGACGACUAAAAGACGAGGACACCAACUUGGCAUCCACCACCCUGAGUCAAGGAGAUAAGGAGAUGCUGGGAAUCAUUGUCUCCUACAAAGUGAAGGUUAACGUGUCGACGUCUAGUGGAGGCCUUUUGGGUGGUCUAACAGGAAGCGAUGCUGCAGUGGAGCUGCCGUUGACUUUGAUGUGCCCAAAACCUGCAGGACAGAUGUCAUAUUUGACCCCAUUGAGUGAUGAGAAAAGUACCACCCGUUUGGCAAAGAAUACAAAGGAACUCAACACCAAGAAAGAACACACACAAAGUCAAACACUUAUAUGUUCUUCAUUCCCCUGUGUAUAGUUUUUUAUUGUAAAUUGUGAGCUCUGUCAUAGAAAUAUCUAAAUAUGCAUAUUUGUCAAAAUAAAUGGUUUAUAGUAUAGAAUAUUCUUUGUGCAAAGUGUUUUAAAAUUUUUGAUUUUCUUUUAUCUUUAAUCUUGAUUGUUGUGUCUUUGGAGUGUUGAGGAAAAGAUGAAUGAACUUACUUGUGUUGGAUGAAUAUCUUGAAAAUAAAACCCCCCACAGAUCA